UAUUAAAUCUAAAAUUCACGGUACCCUUGACGCCCCUGCGUAUUGCUACUAUGGGUCAACUGCCCAAACCUCUGUAAAUUUAGUUGCCUAUUUGCGCCUGUAAACCGUCACCCGUCUUCCUUCGUCUACAACUGCGUUUAGCGAUGACGACGAUAAAUCACUUCUGAAUGUCACGUCGACUCGUGGAUUAUUAUUAUAGGUACCAAUAUUAUCGCCGCCGCCGUCACUGGUAAUCUCAUAAUCUGUCCACCUGCACUCGUAUCUAAUAUUAGGUAAUUACGUGUGGCAGUAUGGGGUUUCCAUAACAUUAUUUUUAUAAAUUAUUAUCGAAUAUCGUCGUGACGCCUCUCCUCCACACACCGCCAGCAACAGCAUACAGCUAUAAUAACGAUUAUAAUAAUAUUACUUUAGCCGCGAAACGUUUUGACAGUGAAUAACCGAAAACCGCCGUGCGAAUGAGUUCGUCGAUUUGAGUUUCGUCAAAAACAUAAUAUUAUUAUUCAACUAGGUAUAUAGGUGCAUAUAUUAUAUAUAUAUAUAUUUAUUAUAUUAUAUACAUAUAUAAUAUAUUGUAUACAUAAUAUUAUUAUAUUGAUAAUUAUUAUUUAUUUAUUACUCGUUGUAGUCCGCCCGUUGAAAAAUAAUCCACGCUUACUCAAUCAGACAAUAUAAUAUGUUAUUAUAUAUACCUAAUACGUUUCUGACGGAAUAAAAUCGAUCGAUCGUAAUACACUCGUUAUUGUUAAUAAUAUUCCGAUAAAUCUAUUUUAUUUUUUCGAUUUUUGUUCUCAAUCGUUGAGAAACGUGCGCGAUACAAAUUAACAUUAAUAUAACACAACAUGUCGACUCUGAAUAACCCAACGGUAGCGUCAGUUUUCGACGAUUGCAGCAACACAACGACGGCGAUCGAGAACGAUUAUUCGUGUCGGCCGCCCGGCAAAAACAACAAGAUUUCUGGAAGAAAAAAGCUAACCUUAACACCGGAACUAAAACGAUUAUCAUUUGGUUCCAUAAAGACACAGUGUUCUUUAAGUGAUUCAAGAUUCAUUUGUUUAAAUGGCUUCCAAUAUUUGAAAAACAAAGAGAUUACGUUAGAAGAAAACAUGGAGCUCAUUAGUGAAAACAUAUUAGUAGAAAGAAAAUAUUUCCAAGAGGUUAUUGACAGUUUACUAGGUCAAGUUGUACAGCUGGAAGAAAAUAUUGACUUGAAAACAGUCAAGAUCGAAAACUUGCAACUGUACAAUUCGGAAAAAUUGAAAGUUAUUAACUCACUUACGAUGGCUCUUAACGAAACCAAAUGGAAGCGUGACACUAUGCAACAGUUUUGUGAAGAACAUGCUCCAAAUGUACUAUAUAAAAGUAUGAUGUUAGUCAGUUGUGUUUUGGAUAAAAUAUCCGUUUUUAAAUCUAAUCAGGAUAAACUACAUUCAUGUUUAAUCAAUUUGGAAGAAGAUUGUCCGUUAGUUAAAGCAGUCAAACAGCUCAAAUCUGGUUGUGACAAAUGUAUUAGUGUCAUUGAGAAAGCCACUAUCAGAGAGCUGUCUUACGCAUUAAUGAAUGAGAAAGAUUUUAAUAGCACAAUAAAACACACCAUUUAUAAUCUACAAAAUUUCCUAUUCAAUGUACCACUUGAUUGUAAUUCUGCCGUUGAAAAGAUCGGUUUGUUGAAAAUCACUCAGGAUGGUGAACAUAAUUUAGAGAAUAUGAUUGGCUUGUGGGAAUUAGUGAAGGAUUUGUUCCAAAAACAUCAAUACCUGACAAAUAAAAUCAUUUCACUCAACAUGCAGAAAAUUGGUCUGAAGUUACAACUUGAUGAAAUGGAAAAUAAUAGGAAGGAGCUUGAACUAAAGGCUAUGACAGAAAUCGAAGUUGUGGAAAAAAAAGAAGAAUUAUUGAAUCAAAAUGAAUCGAUGAUUCGACAACAUUGGGAUGAAAUGGAUACUAGUCAAGAAAUAGUUAUGCAAACUCAAAGAGCUCAAGAUAUUGAUCAAGAAUUAGAAGAUCUUCAAAUAGAAUACCACAGUCAUGACCAAUAUAACAGACAAUUGAAAACAGAUUUGUGUCAUCUUGAAAAUGAAUUGGCCGAGUAUCAGCUCAAAUGUAAUCAAAUGGAAAUUGAAAACAAACAAAUUGAAAUUGAGAAAAUUAACAUUUUAGAAGCAUAUGCCAAGUCUUGGGGACAUUACAAUGAUAAACAAAAGAUCAAAUACACAGGGAGGCUUAUAAAAGACAUAGAUUCCAUUACGCAGAGAGUGCUGUCAACUGCGUUUUCAAUAUUCUAUGACUGAUUUUAUUUUAUUUACACAACCAAUUACAUAUUAUAUUAAUUAAAUUAAUUAUUUUUUUUUGGUAUGGUAUUUUUUUUUAAAUUUUAACAUUCAUAUUUGAUGUAAUAGAUUUUAUAAUAUUUGUUUUAGAAACAUAUUUAUUUUUUUUUUAAUUUUUGAACUGUUGCUACUGUAUGAAAUUUAGUUGUUUUAAUAAUUAUAAUAAAUAGGUGAUAAUUUAAUUUUUGGUAAGCAUUGUACCUCAUAAAAAUAUAUUUUAAUGAUAGGACCUACAUGUUACUAGCUAAUUAAUAAAUAUGUUGGUAUUAAUUAAUUGCUGGACAACAUAUGAUCAAUAUGAAAUUGUUAAUUAAUUACAUUACAAACCGAUAAAA
Acyrthosiphon pisum (pea aphid) is the source of this 2662-nucleotide messenger RNA. RefSeq lists its product as uncharacterized. The record is from RefSeq and is a predicted model, not a curated record. Bases 840 to 2288 code for a protein of 482 amino acids. Lineage: Eukaryota; Metazoa; Arthropoda; Insecta; Hemiptera; Aphididae. The transcript has 5 exons.